AUGGGCACGCAAGAGGUUGCAUUGCGUUGUACCAAAAUAAUUAUUUGGACCGAUCUUGUCUUGUCGCUUGUUAAUCAAACUGGAGCGCGGGCGCUGGAUCAGCUCUGGGGUAAGUUAUUGGAAGCUUCAGCGGCUUGGACAGAAACGGUGGUCCGGAACUCGAUGCAGCGCGGCGGUCGGGAUCGCACGCCUGGCUCAAGGUUCCAGGUUAGGUGGACGCCCUAUCUCGGCCGGGCGCGUGGAACUCCCGGCGCCGGAGAGCAGCUUCUGGUUGAUUUGGGGCUAAGGUCACCACGCACAAACACUACCGCCUUGUUCGGCGAACUUAAUGCACGAUCCAUUGAGAUGAGUGUGAGCCUGAGGGCAGGCAGUGGUUUAGGAGCGGGAAAGGGCACGGGCGUUAGAGCCAGGGGACAUGUCUUCGAUGGCAUCGACACAGGCAAAUGA
Fusarium odoratissimum NRRL 54006 is the source of this 447-nucleotide messenger RNA. RefSeq lists its product as uncharacterized. The record is from RefSeq and is a predicted model, not a curated record. NCBI's taxonomy places the organism in Eukaryota, Fungi, Ascomycota, Sordariomycetes, Hypocreales, Nectriaceae. Bases 1 to 447 code for a protein of 148 amino acids. The transcript is spliced from 2 exons.